Molecule: messenger RNA, 2410 nt
Organism: Scatophagus argus
Lineage: Eukaryota; Metazoa; Chordata; Actinopteri; Scatophagidae
Gene: tmem106ba
Product: transmembrane protein 106Ba
Exons: 8
Coding region: 174-962 (262 amino acids)
Source: RefSeq, a predicted model, not a curated record
UGGUCGGCACAGUGGAAACCGACAUGUCCCUCAUCAGGAGUCCGUCCAAUGAGGAGAGGUGGGGGGCGGAACCGUCGGCUUCAUGCUUCACUGGCGUUGAACCACAACAAAAGGCGACGGUACCACGAAUGGCAAACAAGUCAGCAUAAAACACAAAUCAGACAGCUGCAGCUAUGGGCAAGUCCCAGUCACACCUGGCCAAGCACAAAGACGAGAGUAAAGACGCGCUAACAGCUGAUGGCGGGCACCGAGACAGUCAAACAGAGGAGGACGGAAAGAAUGGGGACGUAUCUCAGUUCCCAUACGUGGAGUUCACUGGGCGGGACAGCGUCACCUGCCCCACAUGUCAGGGCACCGGCAGAAUCCCACGAGGCCAAGAGAAUCAGCUCGUGGCUCUGAUCCCAUACAGCGACCAAAGGCUCAGGCCAAGCAGGACAAAGCUGUAUGUCACGAUGUCAGUGGCACUUUGCCUGCUGCUGUCAGGCCUCGCUGUUUUCUUCCUGUUCCCUCGCUCUAUUGAUGUCUCCUAUGUCGGAGUCAAGUCUGCCUAUGUGUCCUAUGACCUGGACAAACGAAUUGUCUAUCUCAACAUCACAAGCACUCUGAACAUCACCAACAAUAACUACUACGCCGUAUCUGUGACCAACAUCACGGCACAAGUGCAGUUCUCCAAGACGGUCAUAGGCAAGGCCAAGUUCAACAACAGCUCAGUGAUCAUACCGCUGGAUGAACGGCAGAUUGACUACACAGUUCCCACCACUCUAGCUGAGGAGAUGAGUUACAUGUUUGACUACUGCACUUUGCCAAGUAUUAAAGUUCACAACAUCGUGGUCAUGAUGCAGGUGACGGUGACGACGUCGUACUUUGGCCACUCGGAGCAGGUCUCCCAGGAGAUGUACCAGUAUGUGGACUGUGGGGGGAACACCACCUCCUUACAUGGGCAUGUGCAGGUCUACCAAUAAGGCAAGCAGAAGAGCCCAAGCGUCACACUUUGCUGUGUUUGAGGCUCUUGUAGAGGUAACUGGGAUGACCGUAGGAAAUCUUUGCUCACUGACGACAGAAAAAUGGAAAGGGAAAUAAUAUUUCAUAAUUAGUCAUGUGGCUCAUCCAAUCUCAACUUUCAAACCACUGUCUUCCUUUUGCACGUCAAAUGUCAUGUUUAGAAGAUCUAUUUUAGUUGGUUACUUGUCAAAGCUGACUUUCUUUUGUCAGGAUUUCCCUCAAGGUUUUGUAGUCAUUUUUCACCCUGGUGCCAAUAAAAUCUAACAAUAUAAUUUAAUAUUGACAUAAUUGGUGUGCACUCCCAUCAUGUUUACAGUGUCACUCCUCAACACUUAAAUUACUGAAAGCAGUAGUUAAAGAUAUGAUGCACUUUAUCCCUUUUCCUUUCCUUAUCUAUCUCUUAUCUAAGAAUAUUGUUUGAGUGCAACAGAAAUGCUGUAACCGCUACCACAGCCAACUCUUCUGCACCACUUUUAAUGAAAAAUACUACAACCAAAAGCCAUUUUUUCCCCGCACAAUAAAAACCACUGAGCUUUUCCUUACAACUUCUUCCUGCCCUCUUUUCAAUCCUUCCUAUAGCAGCCUCUCUCUUUUCAUGUGGUGCAAUACAGACGGCAGGUUUUGUCAUUUUCUCUUUUUUUUUUGGCUCACAGAGCUUCAUUUUUGGUUUAAGUACGGAGACCACAAGAUUUCUUUUAUGUUUAUCAUUCAGCUGAGUGAUUUUACACAAAUCUGACAAUUGUGAAGACUUAAAAUAAAGGAAAACCUUUUAGAAGGGAUAAUAUUUUAACCAUAGAAAAUGUGGGAGCAUUACAGUGGGCUAUGAAAUACAGACGUGUAAAUGUAAAAAUUGUAAUUUCCUUUAGGUUUGCUUGAAAACAUGUUUUAUCAAGAACGACUGCUGGUGUGGGAGAAGCUUCUUCCCUUUAAUGAGGCUGUCCUGUUUUUGUGGUGUCAUUCACAAUAAUGUGUUUGCUAUUUUAAUCUAUCUAUAGCUUUGUUUGAUGAGUUUCUUGGAUUUUUAAAAUAUUAUGACUUCCUUUUGUCACGUUCAUUCCAUGGUAUCAUUUUAUAUUGGCUGAUGAUUACACGAAGUGAAUAAUACCACAAGGGUUCACAUGCUCUGAUAAUGUUAUACAUUUUUAAACAGAUCGCAUAAAGUACUGGACUUUCUUUCCAUAAUGCAGAAAUGUCAUAAAUGGUAAUUAUUUAAAAGUUCGAUGUUUCCGAUCGUGUGCGUUUGUGACUGCACAGGUCAGAUAAAACGCCGUAACGCCCAAACCCAACCCGUCUUGAUAUUUGAUGAAAGACAUUGUAGAUGUGAAUACUUCUCUGUUACUGAUGCUGCCAGUCUUUUGUUUCUUUUUCAUGCAUGAAGCUGAAAAUAAACUCAUGAGUGAUUUUGAAA